AGCAAGAUUUACGUACUGUCGCCGGCACCGGCGGCAGAGCUUCUUCAUCAAUGGCGUCCUCUCUCUUCCUAUUUCUUCUCCUCGCUUUCGCCACCCUAUCGCCACCGGUUUGCGCCUCAAUCCUCAAUCGGCGGGCGUCGCUUUCCCGAUCACACCCCGUUGCCGAGCCAACGUCGUUAUCCGCAGCGCCGAUAACCUACUUCGAAGUCACCAAACCCAUCCCCCUUCCCAAAACCAAACCCUACUCUUACCUCAUCCUUCAACACGAAUUCGCCGACACCUACGGAAAGCCGCCGGUCACCGCAGACUACAAACCUCCCUCCGAUUUCCAGAAAUUCUCCAAAAUCGUCCUCGAAUGGACUGCGACUGCCAAAGGUAGGCAGUUCGACAGGAUUUUCGGAGUUUGGAUCGGCGGCGUCGAGAUUCUGAGGAGCUGCACGGCGGAGCCGACGAAAACCGGCAUUAUCUGGACGGUUAAGAAGGACAUCACCAAGUACUCUUCCGUGCUUUCCAAGGAGCAGACGGUGGCGGUUUAUCUCGGAAACCUAAUCGACGACACCUACACCGCCGUCUACCACGUGAAUCUGACAUUCCACUUCUACCCCGCCGAUGAAAUCCGCGGCCAAUCGUCCGAUUCCACCGCCGCUCUGGUCAUCCCUGUCUCGAGGAAUCCGAAUCUCCCGUCGAACGACGGCCAGUGGUUCAAUAUCCAGAGCUACACCGAUCACGGAAGCAAACUGGUGCAGAUUCCCCAAAAUACUUACAGAGCUGUGCUGGAAGUCUACGUAUCCUUCCACGAGACCGACGAGUUCUGGUACGGAAACCUUCCGUCGGAGUACACGAAAGCCAAUCGGCUCACCGACGACUACAACGAGAACGGACCAUUCCGAGAGGUUCUAGUCGGAUUGGACGGUGCAGUAAUCGCCGCAAUUUGGCCUUUCUCCGUCAUCUUCACCGGCGGUUUGAAUCCACUGCUAUGGCGGCCAAUAACCGCCAUCGGUUCCUUCGAUCUCCCGACCUACGACGUCGAGAUCACUCCAUUUUUGGGGAAAUUAUUGGACGGGGAGCCUCACAACAUCUCCUUCACCGUAACAAACGCAUUGAACGUGUGGCUAAUCGACGCAAAUUUGCACGUAUGGUUAGAUCCGAACUCCGAGAAAACUUCCGGUGAGCUCCUAAAUCACUCGUCAUCUCCUCUCUCCAUGUCGCUCCAAACUAACUUCAAGGCCUCAAAUGGAUCGUUCAUCACCAAGGCCUCUAGGUCAAUUACUUCGACCGGGACGGUGAAAUCCUCGCAUGGCAUCGUCACUACCGAAUCGCGGCAAGAGCUGAAGUACCGGAGCAACAUAGUGACAGGGAUGGACGGAAACUUGGAGAUACUCUAUCAGAGGAUAAAGUCCACCGGCAAAGUGGAUGCGAGGAAUUCGACAUCGCCGGCGCAUUCUUCUGAGUCAUCCAGCAUGUACAGUCUGUAUACGUAUUCGGAGGAGAAGGAUGGGGGAGAUGGAGAAGUGGCGAUUACAGUUAAUGUGACAUUGGGGAUGGAUGAGAAGAGGAAGAGAGUUUGGAGGUCGGGAAGGUCAAUUAGCAGAGUGAAGAAUUUGCAGAGAGGAGAUGGAUAUUUGGUUAUCAAUGGGAAGAAUUUGAGCGGGGUGGGGAGGACGGAGCAAGAUUAUUAUUACGGUGGGGAUGAGUGGUGCUAUUCCAGGAAGAUCCGAAGCUCGAACUACAGUAUUCUCCAUGACAAGGUGAGUGAGAGCUGCAAGAUCCAUGGAGGUGACAGGUUUUGAUUUUGAGUUCGUGGAAGUGGAAAUGAUCUAUGAUUAUGAAUA
This is a messenger RNA of Andrographis paniculata, 1832 nucleotides long. RefSeq names its product peptide-N4-(N-acetyl-beta-glucosaminyl)asparagine amidase A-like. The coding region runs from base 51 to 1790 and encodes 579 amino acids. Gene Ontology annotation, cellular component: vacuole. The record is from RefSeq and is a predicted model, not a curated record. The transcript has a single exon. Lineage: Eukaryota; Viridiplantae; Streptophyta; Magnoliopsida; Lamiales; Acanthaceae.